Molecule: messenger RNA, 471 nt
Organism: Trichoplusia ni (cabbage looper)
Lineage: Eukaryota; Metazoa; Arthropoda; Insecta; Lepidoptera; Noctuidae
Product: cuticle protein 19-like
Exons: 3
Cellular component (GO): extracellular matrix
Source: RefSeq, a predicted model, not a curated record
AAAGUUGAUUUAAAAAAAAAAUCUUUUCCGUUUCAGGUGUUUUGCCUAUUAGCAUUAUAUGCAGUAGCUGCUGUGUUAGCAGAGGAAGGUCAUUCUUCGCAGUACAUUUUCAAGCACGAUGGUCACCACAUUCCUGUGCACAUCCAUGACAAGCACCAUCAUCAUCACCAUGUCGACUACUAUACUCACCCUAAGUACAAGUUCGAGUACAAGGUGAAGAACCCUCACACCGGAGACCACAAGAUCCACCACGAGCACCGCGACGGUGACAGCGUCAAGGGAGAGUACUCUUUCCACCAGCCUGAUGGCACCAUCAGACAUGUUCACUAUCACGCUGACAAACAUACCGGAUUCCACGCAGACGUGAAGCACAGCACCCACCAUCUGCAUCAUCACCACUAAGUUACUUAAAUUGUAAUGCUGUUUUGUUGUAUACCUUGUUAUGUUUUACUAUUUUACCUCAAUAAAUAU